Molecule: messenger RNA, 2541 nt
Organism: Knipowitschia caucasica
Lineage: Eukaryota; Metazoa; Chordata; Actinopteri; Gobiiformes; Gobiidae
Source: the annotation of a GenBank genome assembly
AUGGACGACUUCCGCAACCUGGACCGAGACAUCGAGGGCUCGUCCAAACGCUGGAGGAAGUUGGUGGAGUCGGAAUGUCCAGAGAAGGAGCCUCUGCCUCAGGAGUGGAAGAACAAGACGGCUCUGCAGAGGCUGUGUGUGAUGAGGGCGCUGAGGCCUGACCGCAUGACCUACGCUGUGAGGUUUCUGAACACGACCGUGCGCACCUACAGCACUCACGAUGAUCGGACAGUAGAGCUGCCGGAGAAGUGGAACAAUCUGAAGAAACAGAGUGUGCUUGUCAAACAGCAGGUGGCGCCACUGCAGGCCAUCCAAGUGACAAGUCUGCGGCAACAGUGCACUUCCUUUGACGUGGAGCAGCAUGCAUUCCGAGAACGUUUCCGCCAUGAUGGACCCUUCAGAUUUGACUGUGACCGUCCGUACCAGCUGCUGGAGUCCUUCCAGGAGCAGAUAAGUGAGCGUGAGGCGCUCAUGGACUCUCUGCUGCAGUCUGCGGGCGUCUUCGAGCUCACGCUGCCUCCUUUCAGACAGCUGCUCCAGUGCAGGCAUGAGCUGGGCCUGCUCAAAGAGCUGUGGGACCUGAUCAGUGUGGUGGACUCCAGCAUGGCUGCGUGGAAGACCACCCCCUGGAAGGACAUUCAAGUGGAGGACAUGGAGCAGGAGUGCAAGCGCUUCUCCAAAGACAUCCGUGGCCUGAACAAAGAGGUGCGCUCUUGGGACGCCUUUGAGGGCCUGGACAGUGGGGUGAAGAAUCUGCUGACAUCUUUACGAGCUGUUGCUGAGCUGCAGAAUCCUGCCAUUCGCCCACGGCACUGGCAGCAGCUCAUCCAGGCCACCGGAGUGCGCUUCACCAUGAACCAGGAGACGAGCCUUGCCGACCUGCUCCAGCUGAAUUUACACUGCUUCGAGGAUGAGGUGAGGGCCAUUGUGGACAGAGCCGUCAAAGAAAUGUCUAUGGAGAAGGUCCUGAAAGAGCUGGAUUCAACCUGGACAGGGUUCCACUUGCAGGAGACGAGCCUUGCCGACCUGCUCCAGCUGAAUUUACACUGCUUCGAGGAUGAGGUGAGGGCCAUUGUGGACAGAGCCGUCAAAGAAAUGUCUAUGGAGAAGGUCCUGAAAGAGCUGGAUUCAACCUGGACAGGUAUGCAGUUCCAGUACGAGGCUCACCCCAGGACACAAGUGCUUCUGCUGCGGAGCGACGAGGAGCUUAUGGAGACCCUGGAGGACCACCAGGUGCAGCUGCAGAGCCUGCUGAGCUCCAAGCACAUCUCACACUUUCUGGAGCAGGUGUCGGGGUGGCAGAGCCGGCUGUGUGUGGCCGACUCCGUCAUCUCUAUGUGGCUGGAAGUGCAGCGGACCUGGAGCCAUCUGGAGAGCAUCUUCAUGGGCUCAGAGGACAUCCGCACACAGCUGCCUGAGGACUCAAGGCGCUUCGAGGGCAUUGAUGCAGAUUUCAAAGGGCUUGCAAACGCCAUGCAGCGAACUCCCAACGUAGUGGAGGCCACCAACAAAGCAGGUCUGUUUGGAAGCCUGGAGGAGAUCCAGAGCAGGCUGGCUCUCUGUGAGAAGGCUCUGGCAGAGUACCUGGACACCAAGCGUUUGGCUUUCCCCAGGUUUUACUUCAUCUCAUCGGCUGAUCUGCUGGACGUCCUGUCCAACGGGACCAACCCACAACAGGUCCAGAAGCACCUGUCUAAGCUUUUUGACAACAUGGCCAAGAUGGAGUUUGAAAUGGAUGAGGAGGGCAGCCCCUCGAAGACGGCACUGGGCAUGUGCAGCAAAGAGAGUGAAUAUGUCCCCUUUAACCAGCCCUGUGACUGCAGUGGGCAGGUGGAGGUGUGGCUGAACGCUGUACUGGACACGAUGCGCUCCACGGUGAGACACCAGAUGGCAGAAGCAGUGGCGGCCUACGAGGACAAACCCAGGGACCAGUGGCUCUUUGAUUUCCCUGCUCAGGUGGCGCUGACGGGCUCCCAGGUGUGGUGGGCCUCAGACGUGGGUUUGGCUUUUGCCCGUCUGGAGGAGGGCUAUGAAGGAGCGCUGAAGGAGUACCACAAGAAGCAGGUGUCUCAGCUCAACACGCUGAUCUCGCUGCUCCUGGGACAGCUCAGCCCCGGGGAGCGCCAGAAGGUCAUGACCAUCUGCACCAUCGACGUCCACGGCCGAGACGUGGUGGACAAGAUGGUGGCUCAGAAGGUGGAGAACUCGCAGGCCUUCGUGUGGCUCUCCCAGCUGCGGCACCGCUGGGACGAGGCAGAGAAACACUGUUUCGCCAACAUCUGUGAUGCAAACUUCCUCUACUCCUACGAAUACCUGGGAAACACGCCGCGUUUAGUCAUCACUCCACUCACAGACAGGUAUGGCCGCUCUCAACUCAACACGAAUGAAUGCAUCCUGCUGCUUCUGCCCUGUGUGCAGCGCACGCAGACACCAGGCUUUGAGCACAAGGCGCUGAGCCAGCCGUGUGUCUGCGCAAGUGCAAGUGCGCUGAUAAGCCCGCCGCCUCAGCCUGCAGAGAACACACUGACCACAGGCCUUUGA